This is a messenger RNA of Zophobas morio, 636 nucleotides long. RefSeq names its product vacuolar ATPase assembly integral membrane protein VMA21 homolog. The record is from RefSeq and is a predicted model, not a curated record. The transcript is spliced from 2 exons. Gene Ontology annotation, cellular component: endoplasmic reticulum membrane. Gene Ontology annotation, biological process: vacuolar proton-transporting V-type ATPase complex assembly. Bases 279 to 533 code for a protein of 84 amino acids. Lineage: Eukaryota; Metazoa; Arthropoda; Insecta; Coleoptera; Tenebrionidae.
ACUGCAAAUAAAUAUCAUCGAAUAAAUACAAGAAAUAUUACACUAGUGUGCGUUAAAGCGAGCCUUGUUGUUGCGAUUAAAGAUUAAAGAAAGUUCGUUGCGAAACAUUAUUACUUGUUUUAUGAAAGAGGGGCUCCGUUCGCUUUCAAACCCAACGCAACGAAUUCCCCUAAGCGAUCGGUGUCAGUGACAUUGCACCGUCGACAGCACCUAACCUCUCUUUGUAAUUUCUAAUUCUAAUGAUAUUUUAAGUUUUUAAUUGCACAAAUAACUCCAAAAUGAUUGAAACAACGCCGUAUAGUAUCUUCAAGGUCGUGUUUUUUUACUGUGCGAUUAUUUUGUUUGCACCUAUUACGACGUUCUUUGGAAUGAAAUAUUUCUUUUUUGAAGGACUUAUUGGGACUGGAAAUUUAGCGAGUAACGUCUGGUCUGCCGUUUUGGCUGUCGUCGUUCUGCAUAUUGCGUUAGGCUGCUUCAUUUAUAGAGCCUAUUUUGACGGUGGGAAGGCAAAGUUGGACGAGAAAGUAGACUAGAUUGUAUAUUUAUCAUGUCAUGUUCCGUUUUGUAAAAUAGUACCUUUGUAUAAGUAUUAAGAAUGUAAAUGUAAGUUGAAUAUAUUUUAACGGGAGUAGGUCA